Molecule: messenger RNA, 1436 nt
Organism: Phaedon cochleariae (mustard beetle)
Lineage: Eukaryota; Metazoa; Arthropoda; Insecta; Coleoptera; Chrysomelidae
Source: the annotation of a GenBank genome assembly
CUCCCUUUAGCCUUUGAUUUUAUAGCUUUCACAAGAUAGAAUUAUUCAAUCAUGACGAGUAGAACUGUGUCAAACAUGAUCUAAUUAAGUAAUUAGGCAACUGUAGUGAUAGUGGAACUUGUGAUAAUCUAUUGAAUAUAUUUGUGGUAGAAAACACAUACUUAAGAAUUCAUCAAGUGAUCCAGCAGUGUUGUGAUAUAUUUUUUUAUUAUAUUUAUAUUGAACUUUCUUUUAUCAUAACAUAUUCAUUAAGAAUAUGGGGUUACUCUUUGCUAAACUGUGGAAUCUAUUUGGCAAUGAAGAACAUAAAAUAGUUAUUGUGGGCUUAGACAAUGCUGGUAAAACUACAAUAUUGUACCAGUUUUUAAUGAAUGAAGUUGUGCAUACUAGUCCUACUAUAGGCUCAAAUGUUGAAGAGGUUGUAUGGCGAAAUAUCCACUUCAUCAUGUGGGAUUUGGGUGGACAACAAUCUUUAAGAGCAGCUUGGAGCACUUAUUAUACAAACACAGAGUUUGUUAUAGUGGUAGUUGAUUCUACAGACAAAGAAAGAUUAUCCAUGAUCAGGGAAGAAUUGUACAAAAUGUUAGCCAAUGAAGAAUUAUCCAAAGCAGGUGUGUUAGUGUAUGCUAAUAAGCAGGAUGUUAAAGGAUCUAUGACAGUCUCUGAAAUAUCAAAAGAACUAGACUUGACCUCCAUCAAACAACAACAGUGGCACAUACAAUCCUGUUGUGCCCUCACUGGAGAAGGAUUAUAUCAAGGACUAGAAUGGAUAGUCAGCAGAUUGAAGAAGAAAUGACAUACUACCUACUUUAGUUAAAAUAAGUCUCUCAUCAUCGGUUGUAAACGAUUGUAAUAUAUUAGAGUACCUAUAAAAAAUAUUCAUAACAACUUUCUCACAUUGAGAAAAGCAACUGAGAAUCUUUGUCAAAUGAUUAAAUUGAUCAUUAUCUCAUCAACAUAUUUUCUAAAACAAAUAAUAGUGUUCACAUACUGUAUGUUUUUUUUUUCAGUGGCUUCUAUUUAUUAUUAUUGCUCUAUCUUCCUAUCUUUAAUGAUUAUAAUAAAUUAGGAAAAUAUUUGCAUCAUUCAUCAUGUUAGGAAAUUUCUUAGAUGAGUUUCCCUAGAGAUUCAGGGGUUUCUUUAUAUACAAUGUGACCCAUUUGAAAUCAAAAUACCCUCCAAAAUAUUUAUUAAUCAUCCGAUUUUGACAUUGUAACCAUUUGCAAUGCAUGAUAUACAAAUAAUAAUGAAUUGUAAUAAUAUGUGGUCACAUUUUUCGUUUUUUGAUUGAAUUAUUAUUUCUACAUUGAUUUGAUACAUCCAGUAUUUUCAAGUUUCUGAGGAUUCUGUUGUAAAAAAUAUCUUUUCUCCUUUAAUAAUCUUAGGGACAUCACUAUGUAUAAUGAAAUGUAAAUAAAUAAUUAAUUUUUGUAAUA